Messenger RNA from Lodderomyces jiufengensis, 1461 nucleotides. It is a transcript of the gene OSM1, whose product is annotated as Osm1p. Gene Ontology annotation, molecular function: oxidoreductase activity; FMN binding. NCBI's taxonomy places the organism in Eukaryota, Fungi, Ascomycota, Pichiomycetes, Serinales, Debaryomycetaceae. The transcript has a single exon. Bases 1 to 1461 code for a protein of 486 amino acids. The record is from RefSeq and is a predicted model, not a curated record.
AUGACAGAAACGAAUCAAUCAAUUGUUGUUGGAUCAGGUUUAGCUGGUUUGACAACUACUUUUCAACUAAUUAAUAAUGGAUCGAGAGUCAUUCUAUUAGAGAAAACUGAUAAAUUAGGUGGUAAUUCAGUUAAAGCAAGUUCCGGAAUAAAUGGUGUACCAACAAUAUAUCAACAUAAUAAUGGUGAUACAAUUGAAUUUUUUCAACAAGACACAAUAAAAUCAGGUAAAGGAUUAUCAAACACUGAUUUAGUGUCAACAUUAACUUCAAAAUCUUUAAGUGCCAUAGAAUGGUUAACUAAAGAUAUUGGAGUGGAUUUAUCAAAAGUUACUUUAUUAGGUGGUCAUUCAUUUCCAAGAACUCAUAGAGGUUCUGGUCCAUUACCUCCUGGAUUUGCAAUUGUUUCGAGUUUAAUUAAAAAAAUUGAAGAUAUUCAAACAAAGAAACCAGAUACUAUAACCAUAUUGAAGCAAAGCAAGUUGAAUAAGAUUAUAAGUGAUGAAAAGAACAAUAAAGUAAAUGGUGUAGAAUAUAUUGAUGAAGUCACAAAUGAAACUAAACAAAUAUCUUGUAAAAACUUAGUAUUGGCAACUGGUGGUUAUUCAGCAGAUACUCAAUCAUUAGACACAUCAUUAAUUUCAAAACAUAGACCUGAUUUAUUACAAUUUGCAUCAUCAAAUGGUCAACAAACAACGGGAGACGGAGUUAAAAUCGCUGAAAGAGAUCUUGACGUAAAAUUAAUUCAUAUGAAUAAGAUUCAAGUUCAUCCCACAGGAUUUUUAAACAUUAAUGAUUUAAAUUCAAAAUGGAAGUUUUUAUGUGGUGAAUUAUUAAGAGGUAUUGGUGGGGUCUUAUUAUCACCACAUAACGGAGAAAGAUUUAUAAAUGAAUUAGAAACAAGAGAUGUUGUUACUGAUUCAGUUUUGAAACAUUGUAAUGUUAGUUGUGAUUCUAAUGGACUAGCAAUGGAAAAGGACACUUAUAUCUCUGUAUUAGUUAUAAGUGAAGAAGAUUAUGCAAAAGCUAAUAGUCAUAUUGAUUUUUAUGUAUAUCAAAAAUUAUUACAAAAGGGUACUUUUGAACAAUUGUAUGACUUGUUAAAAAAAAUUAAUCCUAAUUUGGAUUUAUCAUAUAAAGAAUUAAUUGAAAAAUUCACCUACAUUGAUGAAUUGGUUAGUGGUUCCAAAACAGAUUCUUUGGGUAGAAAAUCAUUUGGUAAUAAAUUCUCCAACAAGCCAAUAUAUUUUGGUUUAACAACUCCUGUAUUACAUUAUUCAAUGGGUGGUAUUGAAAUUGAUAAAAAUUCAAGAGCUAUUAAGAAGAACGGAGAAAUUUUUGAAAAUUUAUAUGCUGUUGGAGAAGUUAGUGGUGGAUUACAUGGUGAAAAUAGAUUAGGUGGUAAUUCCUUAUUGGAGUGUGUUGUAUUUGGUAGGGAAGUUAGUAAUCAUAUUUUAAACUAG